Molecule: messenger RNA, 3375 nt
Organism: Akanthomyces muscarius
Lineage: Eukaryota; Fungi; Ascomycota; Sordariomycetes; Hypocreales; Cordycipitaceae
Exons: 1
Coding region: 1-3375 (1124 amino acids)
Biological process (GO): protein catabolic process; mitochondrion organization; protein quality control for misfolded or incompletely synthesized proteins
Cellular component (GO): mitochondrial matrix
Molecular function (GO): ATP binding; serine-type endopeptidase activity; single-stranded DNA binding
Source: RefSeq, a predicted model, not a curated record
AUGAUCCCGCGGUCCCGCGUCUCCGGACGUCUCCUUAUCGGGCGCUCAGCAGCUCGCACCGUGCCAUCAUCGACAUCCACGCGAGCUGUAGCCGGCUUCCCGGCCGUGGCUCACUAUACACAGCAGCACGCCUGCGCUCGGAGAUUGCAGCCCGCACCCGCCUGCACCGCCGCCCAGCACCGGAUACCCGCGCUAUAUUUUUCGACUUCUGCCUUCCUGGGCAAGGAAAAGGACAAGCCGAGCAAGUUCUUUGACCCAUCGGCCGAGCCCGAGUCCACCGAGCCUCUCUCCGAAGAGGAGGUUAAGGCCAACCUCGAGAAUAAGAAGAAGGAAGCUAUCAGCGCUGAAAAGGCCGCAAAUGAGUCGAAAGAUUCUGACGCCGACGCCACUGUUUCUGCUAAGAGCGACAACAGUGCUUCGCAGGCACAGGAGAACAAGGCUGGCAGCAGCGCGGGCGGCGCCGCUGGCGCUGGCUCUGGUGACGGCUCCGGUGACGGAGGCAAGCGAGGGCGCAAAUCUUCAGAAAAGGCUCUCCAGAAACCUGUCGUACCUGAUGUCUAUCCACAAGUACUCGCCAUCCCGAUUGCUCGCCGACCGUUAUUCCCCGGAUUUUACAAAGCCAUUACGAUCAAGGACCCCGAUGUCGCCACCGCCAUUACCGAGUCCAUUAAGCGCGGCCAACCGUACGUCGGCGCCUUCCUCUUCAAGGACGAGAAUCAAGAUGAGGAUGUGAUUCGAAAUGUUGAAGAUGUGUACGACGUCGGUGUCUUUGCUCAAAUCACAAGCGCCUUCCCCAUCCACGGCCAAGAAGGCGCCCUUACUGCCAUCCUAUACCCCCACCGCCGAAUCAAGCUCUCCAGUCUCGUGCCCCCGACACCUCAGCAGCAACAACAGGAAGCCAAAAAGGCAGAGACGAAGAAGGAGCCCGAAGUUCCCGAACCCAUCCCCGCCAAACCUGCCACCGAGGAAGCUCCCGCCACAGACAAGAAGGGAGAUGUCGUCGCCAGCUUCGAAGAGACUGCCGUCGACAAGAAACCCGACCAAGUUGCCGAGAAAUACGAACCUACCUCAUUCCUCAAGAAGUACCCUGUCAGCUUAGUCAAUGUCGAAAAUCUCGCGGACGAGCCCUACGAUCCCAAGAGCCCCGUCAUUCGAGCCGUCACCAAUGAGAUUGUCAAUGUCUUUAAGGAAGUUGCUACGAUGAACAACUUGUUCAGAGACCAAAUCUCUACCUUUUCGAUGAGUCAGUCCACUGGCAAUGUGACUUCGGAGCCAGCCAAGCUAGCGGAUUUCGCCGCGGCUGUGUCGUCUGGCGAGCAGACUGAACUGCAGGAAGUCUUGGGCUGCAUGAACGUCGAGGAACGCAUGCAAAAGGCGUUGAUUGUGCUCAAGAAGGAACUCAUGAAUGCUCAACUACAGUCCAAGAUCACCAAGGAUGUGGAGAGCAAGAUUAGCAAGCGACAACGCGAGUACUGGCUGAUGGAGCAGAUGAAGGGCAUUCGCCGCGAGCUUGGCCUCGAGUCUGACGGCAAGGACAAGCUCGUUGAAAAGUUCAAGGAGAAGGCUGGCAAGCUGGCCAUGCCCGAUGCCGUGCGCAAGGUCUUUGAUGAGGAGGUUAACAAGCUCGCCCACUUAGAGACUGCCGCUUCAGAAUUCAACGUCACAAGGAACUACCUGGACUGGUUGACGCAGAUUCCUUGGGGCCAACGAAGCGCCGAGAACUUUGGCAUCCCUAAUGCGAUCAAGGUUCUCGACGAGGACCACUAUGGUCUUCAGGAUGUCAAAGAUCGUAUCCUGGAAUUCAUUGCUGUCGGCAAGCUGCGUGGCUCCGUUGAAGGCAAAAUUCUCUGCUUUGUCGGCCCUCCUGGUGUUGGUAAGACGAGUAUCGGCAAGUCUAUUGCUCGUGCUCUGAAUCGCGAAUACUACCGCUUCAGUGUAGGUGGUCUUACAGACGUUGCUGAAAUCAAGGGUCACCGCAGAACAUACGUUGGCGCCCUGCCCGGCCGCAUUAUUCAGGCUCUGAAGAAGUGCCAGACCGAGAACCCGCUGAUUCUCAUUGACGAAAUCGACAAGAUUGGCCGUGGUUACCAGGGAGACCCUUCAUCCGCCCUUCUCGAGCUGCUCGAUCCUGAGCAAAACAACUCGUUCCUGGAUCACUACAUGGAUGUCCCGGUUGACCUUUCCAAGGUUCUCUUUGUCUGCACUGCCAAUAUGACUGAUACUAUUCCACGCCCUCUGCUCGACCGUAUGGAGCUCAUCACCCUGUCCGGCUAUGUUGCAGACGAGAAGAAGGCUAUUGCCAACAAAUAUCUUGCUCCCGCCGCCAAGGAAGCUGCUGGUCUCAGGGACGCCAAGGUCGAUCUCACCGAUGAAGCGAUUGAGGAGCUGAUCAAAGCCUACUGCCGCGAAUCUGGUGUGCGCAACCUGAAGAAGCAGAUUGAAAAGGUCUACCGCAAGUCUGCUCUCAAGAUUGUGCAGGACCUCGGCGAAGACGCCAUCCCUGAAGAGGAGGCGCUUACGGAAGAGGGCAAAGAGGCUGCUGAAGAGUCUGCCAAGAAGGCUGAAGAGGCAUCGGAGUCGGAGGGCAAAGAGCAGCCUAGCACGGAAGCCACCGAAAAGGAAACGACGGAGAAACCGCGCAAGGCUCUACGAGUGCCUGACACGGUUGAAGUGUCCAUCAACAAGAGCAACCUGACCGACUACAUUGGACCCCCUGUCUUUACGUCUGACCGUCUCUACGAAGUCAGCCCUGCCGGUGUCGCCAUGGGCCUGGCAUGGACGCAGAUGGGCGGCGCGGCCAUGUACAUUGAGUCUAUCCUGCAGUCGCCUCUCCGCCAAAGCACCCGCCCCGGCAUGGAGAUUACCGGCAAUCUCAAGUCCGUGAUGAAGGAGUCGACAGCGAUUGCCUACUCCUUUGCCAAGUCCUUCAUGGCGACUAAGUUUGCCGACAAUGACUUUUUCGACAAGGCCAAGAUGCACCUGCACGUGCCCGACGGCGCGGUACCCAAGGACGGCCCCUCGGCUGGCAUCACGAUGGCGACGUCGCUGCUCUCGCUCGCGCUCGACGCCCCCGUCAACCCGACUGUCGCCAUGACGGGUGAGCUCACGCUCACGGGCAAAGUGCUGCGCAUCGGCGGCCUGCGCGAGAAGACGGUGGCGGCGCGCCGCGCGGGCUGCACGACCAUCAUCUUCCCCAAGGACUGCAUGUCGGACUGGCUCGAGCUGCCGGCCGCGAUCAAGGAGGGCAUCGAGGGCCACCCCGUGGAGUGGUACACACAAGUCUUUGACCUGGUCUUUCCAGACCUGGACCUGGCCGCGGCCAACAAGAGCCGAGUGGUCAAGGACGGGAAGAAGGAGGGCCAAGACGAUGAGUAG